AUGUCCGGCUCACCCAAUGCGGAGGCUGAAGGAGUAGUCUCCAAAGUGAAAGUGAAAAAGGAGAUCAAGACAAUCGUGGAGAAUUUGGAAACCAUCCUGGGAAACCUCAAGGAUGUAGCCAAAGAGCUCAAGGAGGUUGUUCAUGACAUUGACACCCUGACUGGUGACCUGCAACUGGAGGAGGACGGACUCACAGACAGCUCCAAGACGGACACGCUCAACUCCAGCUCGAGCUCCACCACCACCACUACCACCGCCUCCAGCCUGGAGAAGAUGAAACUCUUCCCUGAUGACUGCAUCUUCAAACUCCCCGCCCUCAUCCACCCAGUCCCUGUUAACCUUCUUCCAGUCCUGACUGUACUCAAGAAACCCCACCCCCCCUUACCGCCACCCAGACUUACCCCGCUGAGAUCCGAAGAUCACAACAUUAAGAAUCUGCCUCAUCCUACAUUAAUGUUAUCAGGGAAUAUAUCCAAGGCCAGUGGGUCUCUGAUGAGGAAUGGUGGGGGUUUUCCAAUGAAACCAAACAGGGAUUUAUUCUCCUCAAUGCCGUGUUUCAUUUCAAAUGACAGCGGAAUCCCUGAGUCGGGUCUUGUUCCUACAUUACCCAGGCCCAUGCCUCUUCUCCGCCAUGAAAAGAACAAAUGCCCCAAGGCUCCUGGCAGGGAGUCUCGUGAGAGGGAACGUGUCCGUUUCAGUGAGAAGGUUCAGUACCACGGCUACUGCCCGGACUGCGACCUCCAAUAUGAUGUAGACGACACGGAACUACACUUACAGGCUGAGCUGAACGACCUUAGGCUCAGCCCAGUGCAUUGCUGCUCUUCCUCCUCCCCUCCUCCUCCUCAUGCUCAUCAUGAAUUAAUGUUAGAAAACGGCGGCCUCUCUGUCAGCCACAGUUUCCCGCCGACAGCAAACACACCUCCACCUUGUGUGCCUCCUCACCCGCCCUCCCUCAAGCCCCAGAAAACAAUCCUACGCAAAUCAACCACCACCACGGUUUGACGCCGAACCCCCUUGUUCUGUCUAACUUUAAUAUUCUUGAAUCAUUCAUAGUGUUUUCUACUUUA
This is a messenger RNA of Anoplopoma fimbria (sablefish), 1067 nucleotides long. RefSeq names its product proline rich 16 (gene prr16). NCBI's taxonomy places the organism in Eukaryota, Metazoa, Chordata, Actinopteri, Perciformes, Anoplopomatidae. The record is from RefSeq and is a predicted model, not a curated record. The coding region runs from base 1 to 1002 and encodes 333 amino acids. The transcript has 2 exons. Gene Ontology annotation, biological process: positive regulation of cell size; positive regulation of translation.